AGUCAGAUGCGGAUUGAUGCCUUCAAGAAUUUCAGGUUCGUCGUCUACUAGAGGCUACUCCCACUGUGUCACUGACACUGGAACCAAACAAUACUGAAUUUUGUGUGGGACGUCAGCAAUGAACUGCCCGAGCUCCUCAGGCGGAGGAGGAACAGCACCAGCAGCUGGAGGAGGAAGACGAGCAUGGCCGUCGACGACAUCAGUGUCCAAUUCAGGGAAGAGGAUACAGAAGGAGAUGCAGGACUUCAACUUGAACCCACCUCCCGAUUGCGCCGCCGGACCCAAAGGAGAUAGUCUCUACCAGUGGAUUGCCACCAUCAUUGGCCCUCCAGGGUUGCCUUACGAAGGUGGAAUUUUUUUUCUGGACAUUACAUUCCCACAUGAUUACCCCUUCAAACCUCCCAAGGUGGCAUUCAUAACCCGAAUCUACCACUGCAAUGUUGAUUCUUCCGGCAACCCUGGUUUAAACAUCUUGAAAGAUGGCUGGAGUCCUGCUCUUACAAUCUCAAAGGUGCUACUUGAGAUCAGGUCAAUAUUCAUCAAUCCGGACCCAUAUAACCCUUUAGUCCCAGGAAUUGCUCACUUGUACUUGACAGACAGAGCUAAACACGAUGAGGCAGCUGCAGAGUGGACCAUGCGAUUUGCUAGGUAAAAUCAUCUAAAUCAGGAGGGCAUCAAGAAUUGCAAACAUUUGAGCUUGUAGUCCCUUCCGUUUUCUCCUAUUGUGGUUCGAGUGUGAAAGGAUGUCUUCAAGUGAUUUCAAGGCUAUGUGCCAGAAUGUGUUCUGUUGUAAUUACCAGAUUUUCCUGUAUGUGACCAGGACUUCUUUAUCUUCAAUGUCUUUCAUGUGCUCAAGCUGCAGCAUAGAUGGUGGGAUCUUCCCGCAUA
Macadamia integrifolia is the source of this 888-nucleotide messenger RNA. Its product is annotated as constitutive photomorphogenesis protein 10. Bases 119 to 652 code for a protein of 177 amino acids. The transcript has 4 exons. Gene Ontology annotation, biological process: protein polyubiquitination. Gene Ontology annotation, cellular component: nucleus. The record is from RefSeq and is a predicted model, not a curated record. Gene Ontology annotation, molecular function: ubiquitin conjugating enzyme activity. Lineage: Eukaryota; Viridiplantae; Streptophyta; Magnoliopsida; Proteales; Proteaceae.